ACAGCUCCUACCUGCCCCAUGGCACCCAAAAGGCACCUCUGCAUGGAAAGUCUCCCCCUGAAACCCCUAGCCCACCUCGAGUGGGACCGUCUUUCAGGUGAGGUGCACGAAAGGCUUUCCCGAAGUGGCAGCUCGGAAGGAUGCACGUCCGGCUGCGCCAAGCUGGCUUCCCCGCCUUUUUCCCACUUCGGCGUCAGCCUGGGCCCUGGGAACUGCAGCCUGUGCCUCCAGCCGCGCGCUUCCUUCUGCCUCCAGUGGAGCAGGGCAGUGCAGCCAGGCCUCGCAAACCCCUCUUCUGGGGCCCCCAGCGGGAGCAGGAAGGAAAGCCGCUGAGAUGCGCCCUGAGUGUCGCAUGGCUUGGAGAAGUGGGUUGCUGGGUUGCAUAAGGUGGAAGGAACUUGCUAGUUUGCAAAAGACAGCUCUUGGCGGGAGCCGGAACCCCGAGCCUGCCGACUCGCGCACCCCUCCUCAUUUACUGCCUUCGACGCGCGCCUCCCCGACUGCGCCCCCACCCCCUCGGCGCGCCGCCGUCUCGCGCGCACUACCCCCCCCACACCCCCCUCCUCACUCCCUCCAGAGGAGGUGAGUUUAAACCCCGCCCACGUGACCCCAGCUGGGCCAAUGAACGGCGGCGGGAGGUGAAAUCCGGUUCUAACCGGUCCGGGGCUCCCAGCGCUAUAAAAACUUUAUAAACCCCCCGGAGCCCGAGCAGUGUGAAGAAGAAGAGGCGAGAACGACCCCCGGACCGACCAAAGCCCGCGCGCGCUGCAUCCCGCGUCCAGCACCUACGUCCCGCCGCCGUCGCCACCAUGCCCAAGAGAAAGGCUGAAGGGGAUGCUAAAGGAGAUAAAGCCAAGGUGAAGGACGAACCACAGAGAAGAUCCGCGAGGUUGUCUGCUAAACCUGCUCCUCCAAAGCCAGAGCCCAAGCCUAAAAAGGCCCCUGCAAAGAAGGGAGAGAAGGUACCCAAAGGGAAAAAGGGAAAAGCUGAUGCUGGCAAGGAGGGGAAUAACCCUGCAGAAAACGGAGAUGCCAAAACAGACCAGGCACAGAAAGCUGAAGGUGCUGGAGAUGCCAAGUGAAGUGUGUGCAUUUUUGAUAACUGUGUACUUCUGGUGACUGUACAGUUUGAAAUACUAUUUUUUAUCAAGUUUUAUAAAAAUGCAGAAUUUUGUUUUACUUUUUUUUUUUUUAAAGCUAUGUUGUUAGCACACAGAACACUUCAUUGUUGUUUUUGGGGGAAGGGGCAUAUGUCACUAAUAGAAUGUCUCCAAAGCUGGAUUGAGGUGGGGAAAACAUCUUUCCCUUCUAGUUUUGAGAGACUUCCUCUUGGUUCCCAGGAGGAGGGAGUCCCUGACUUUGACACACAUGGCCACCUUGGCACGAAAGCCUUGUGGUAUGGAAAAACAAGUUUGUUUUUAUGUUCUCUUCUCCCUUUCCAUCUUUCAGCAUAGACUUAACUCCCUUAAGCCCAGACAUCUGUUGGGACCUGACCCAUAGUCAUUGGUUACCAGUGUGUCAGGCAAUCUGGACUUUCCAGUGAUGCCACUGAGAUGGCACCUGUCAAAACAGCAUUGGUUCCAUUUCUAGAUUGUGGAUUUUCAGAUAAAUUCUGCCAUUUUCAUUUCACUUCCUGAAAGUCAGGGUCGGCUUGUGAAAAGUUGUUAAACAACAUGCUAAAUGUGAAAUGUCAACCCUCACUCUAAACUUUCCCUGUUCAGAGCAUCAGAUGAAGACUUCAUUGGGUUUUAUAGUGGCUUUCUGAUUUUUGGUAGUCCAUUGAAGAAGGGAGUUUGAAAGUUGUUGUAUACUGUUAACGAUUGUCUGCCCAUGUCCUGCCUGAAAUACCAUGAUUGUUUAUGGAAAGUAUCUUUAAUAAAGCUGGAUACAGUUUGGCUUGGAA
Cercocebus atys (sooty mangabey) is the source of this 1903-nucleotide messenger RNA. It is a transcript of the gene HMGN2, whose product is annotated as high mobility group nucleosomal binding domain 2. Gene Ontology annotation, molecular function: nucleosomal DNA binding. Bases 810 to 1082 code for a protein of 90 amino acids. The transcript is spliced from 6 exons. NCBI's taxonomy places the organism in Eukaryota, Metazoa, Chordata, Mammalia, Primates, Cercopithecidae. Gene Ontology annotation, cellular component: nucleus; chromatin. The record is from RefSeq and is a predicted model, not a curated record. Gene Ontology annotation, biological process: chromatin organization.